Manis pentadactyla (Chinese pangolin) is the source of this 5796-nucleotide messenger RNA. RefSeq names its product metabolism of cobalamin associated A (gene MMAA). The transcript is spliced from 7 exons. The record is from RefSeq and is a predicted model, not a curated record. Gene Ontology annotation, molecular function: GTPase activity; GTP binding. Gene Ontology annotation, cellular component: cytoplasm. Bases 260 to 1522 code for a protein of 420 amino acids. NCBI's taxonomy places the organism in Eukaryota, Metazoa, Chordata, Mammalia, Pholidota, Manidae.
GUGCGCCGGGGGUUGUGUGUGGUGGCCGGAUCUCGGCUUGGGCUCCUGCCUCGGGCCGCCGGGGGACCCCACCCAGGCGUCGGGGGCGCCCUCUGGAGGAUCUGGGGUGCGAGAAGGAAAAAGAAUAUUAAAUUGGAUGGUUGAGGGGUGCGGGAUAUGUGUGGACAAGCGGGUGUCGACAAAAUGAGCUCGAAGGGAAGGGAGUCUCAAAUCACAUUGAGCCAAAAAACGUCCUGUGUUUUCUCCAGUUACAAACAAAAUGAAUAUUCCCAUGCUGCUGCGACAUCCUCACCAGCAGUUCCUAAAAGGCCUGUUGAGAACACCUUCCCGACGUUACCGUUUCAUCUUUCCUGCAAGUACCCACCUCCAAUCGGGAAUCCCAUGUGCUCAGCCAUUAAAUUCUCUUGGACUCCAUUGUACAAAGUGGAUGCUGCUAUCAUGUGGUUUGAAGAGAAAACUGUGUGUACAAGCAACCUUAAAGGACCACACAGAAGGACUUUCUGAUAAAGAACAAACAUUUGUGGAUAAACUUUAUACUGGUUUAACUCAAGGGCAAAGAGCCUGCUUAGCAGAGGCCAUAACUCUUAUAGAAUCAACUCACAACCGGAAGAAAGAGUUAGCCCAGGCGCUUCUUCAGAAGGUGUUAGUCUACCACAGAAAACAAGAACAAUUAAAUAAAGGAAAACCACUAGCAUUUCGAGUGGGAUUGUCUGGGCCCCCUGGUGCUGGAAAAUCAACCUUCAUAGAAUAUUUUGGAAAAAUGCUUACUGAGAGAGGGCACAAAUUAUCUGUGCUAGCUGUGGACCCCUCCUCUUGUACUAGUGGUGGAUCACUCUUAGGUGAUAAAACCCGAAUGACUGAGUUAUCAAGAGAUAUGAAUGCCUACAUUAGGCCAUCUCCUACUAGAGGUACUUUAGGAGGCGUGACAAGGACCACAAAUGAAGCUAUUCUGUUGUGUGAAGGAGGGGGAUAUGACGUCAUUCUUAUUGAAACUGUAGGUGUGGGUCAGUCGGAGUUUGCAGUGGCUGAUAUGGUUGACAUGUUUGUUUUACUGCUACCUCCAGCAGGAGGAGAUGAAUUGCAGGGUAUCAAAAGAGGUAUAAUUGAGAUGGCAGAUUUGGUAGCCAUCACUAAAUCUGAUGGAGACCUGAUUGUGCCAGCCCGAAGGAUAGAAGCAGAGUAUGUGAGCGCACUGAAAUUACUCCGCAGGCGUUCAGAAGUCUGGAGACCAAAGGUAAUUCGUAUUUCUGCCAGAAGUGGAGAGGGGAUCACGGAAAUGUGGGACAAAAUGAAAGCAUUCCGGGACCUCAUGCUUGCCAGUGGGGAGCUGGCCACUAAAAGACAGAAGCAGCAGCAAGUGUGGAUGUGGAAUCUCAUUCAGGAAAGUGUGUUAGAACAUUUCAGGACCCAUCCCACAGUUCGGGAACAGAUUCCCCUUCUGGAGAAAAGGGUGCUCAGCGGGGCUAUGUCCCCAGGACUAGCAGCAGACUUGUUGCUGAAAGCUUUUAAAAGCAGAGACUAAUGAAAAUUAUUCCGUAAUUUAAUAUAUCGGUUUAUAAAGUAUUUUAACAUCAAGAGUCACUUGUGUGCUUAUAUUUGCAGUAAUUCUUUUGUGGUGCCCUCGGCCUCCUUGUUUGUGAACCAUGCUUGAAAAGUGGAAGAACAUUAGAUAUGGAUGGCAAAGGUCAGGCAGUCAGCAGUAUUGAUAAGGUACCUGUUGUGUGUUACUGAUUUCCAUUUCUUUCUCUUGUUAUACCCUGGCAUGGUAGCCUGUAGAACCGUUUCUUCUCAUCAGUCAUGAGCAGAGAAAGCUGAGGAAGACAGAAAAAGAUCAUGUACCUUAACAUGCUUUCUUUGAUUCUGUAUUCUCUGAGUUUCCAGAGAAAAAUAUAAGGAAGAGUGACCACAGUUUUGAAGUCUUAUUUACUUGAGGCCAGAAUAAUACACAGUGGGUUUCUAAGAGCUGAAAAUCAUGAUUGACAUUUAGUGACUAUCCAGACUAUUCUAGGAAUUUCUGAAAUGGCCAUACACACAAGUAACAAAACAGUUGGACUGUGUAGGGAUGUGAACACAAUCUUAAAGUCUACUUGUCUAGACUUGUGAAUCUUCCAUAAUGGGUAGGAGGGCCCAGUGGGAACUGGGGAAAUCAGCCACCAAUAAUGUGAGUCCCUUAAUCCCCAAGAAUUGGGAGUAAACCCCCAAAAGACCCCGAAUGAGGUCAGAGCAAUUCAAGUGUUACUCAGUUUGAAUAUUAUCAAAGGUUUUUGCUUUUCUUCUUCCUCGACCAUUUGCCUUCAUAUUAGCAUCUUAAAAAUCGACUUUUUGUUGGUGAGGAACAAGUUCUGUACCCAGUGAUUAAGAGCUUGGGUUUUGCAGUUGGACUGUGUAGAAUUAACUUUAAACUUAGAUAAUUGCUUAUUAGUGUGUAAGUUUGGACAAAUAACCUACCUCUGUAAGUUUCUGUUUCUUCCUUGAUAAGAUGGAAUUGACAUAAUAACUUUAUAGAAUUGGUGAGGAUUAGUAAAAUAACUCAGGGAAAUCAUUUUGCUCCUGUGACAGUACAUAGGAAAUACUCAGCAUCUGCUUGGUAUUAUCAUUAUGUUAGAGUUAUGGAAAGCUGAAGCCAUACAAACCUUAUAUAUAAGUUCAGUUUUCUCCCAUGGUCUUGUUACUACCAUUAUGUUCUUGUGAUAGUUUAUGAUUGUCUUUAAAGCACCUGCUCUAGUUAAUUCUUUGAAUGUAUUUUAUACUAGUUGAUGGUAGUUAUAACUAUGUACACUUGAAUAAAAUUAUUUCUAACUGUAAAAUUUCUACAUCGCACAAAAUGUCAUCCCAGAAAUUUCAAACAUCUAUUCUGAACCAGUUAGAAUAUUUUACACAGUAUGUCAGCUUUCAUUGUUAUUUACCCUUCUGUGGUACCAGAUUUCUUCAGCAUUAUUUUAGCAAACAUCCAUGUAUGUUUUUAUUUUUUGAAGAUUUGUGUUAUUGGCAUACCUACAUCAAAUAUGAGGGUUAGGAGAAAUGUUGAAAUGUUCCCAGUCAAUUCACCUAAUUUCAGAAAGGACCACUCUUAAACCACCCUAUCAGAUGAAAAACUGUUUUUAAAAUCUUCCAGAGAAGGGAUGUUGUAAUUUCCCUUAGUAAGCUAUUACAAGGAAUAACAAACCUGUCAUUUGUGGUAGAAUGAAAGUAACAGUGGAAUACAUGCACACUGCAUUGUAAAGAAGGUAGACAUUGGGUAGCUUUUCCUAGCCCUAAAUUUACCUAAUGCAUUUCUUCUCAGCUUGAACUACUUUUAAAUGUUAUAAAUACAUUAAUAAAAAGCAUUAGAAAACCCUCCUUGUUCUCCUUAUGUAGUUAUUAUACUAUUGGCUAUGAUAUAGAGGCCAGUUUCUAAGAUAUUGGCCACCUUUAUUUCUGUUAUUUGCUAUACUGGAAGCUGUAUGAUAUAGUAAAGAAUUUGUGGCCUUGAAAGAAAAAUCCAUUUGUUAAGCUCAAAAAUGGCAUCCCAGCCCUUGUGAUUCUAUCACACAAGACCCGGUCAAAAACAUAGGUUUUGACUUAGAUUCACAUAAAGUCAGUCUCAGCUCUGUGACUAGCCAUAUGAUUUGGGGCAAGGUAUUUUUCCUCCAAUUGCAGUUUUCCUUAUCUAUAAAACUUGGGUAAGAAUAGCUACUUUACAAGGUUGUUGGAAUAAUUAAAGGAGAAAUCGUAUCUAAAAUGCUCACUACUCAGUAGUUGGAAGGUAUCGUUAGAAAUACUACACAUAGACACUCAUGACAGCUUUUUAUUCUAUAAAACAGACUAGUGUCAUUUAAUAUUAGUUGGCCAAACUACCUGAUCUCUCUGUGCUUCAGUUUCCUUAUUGUUAAAUGGGGUUGACAACAACAUCCCCCUAGAGUUGUCAGAAGGACUGUUUUAGUUAAUAUACAUACAGUACCUGGACAUAGUAAGUGCUAAAUGAAUAUUUAACAAUAACUAGUCAUUACCUCUUAAGAGUUGUUAUGAGGAUUAAAUGAGUUAGUCUCCCUCUAUUUUUUUUCUUUAAAUAUUUUUACUUUACAGUAUCAUUGAUAUUCAAUCUUAUGAAGGUUUCACAUGAACAACAUUGUGGUUUCAACAUUCACCCAUACUACCAAGUCCUCACCACCCCCCAUUGCAGUCACUGCCCAUUCAGCGUAGUAAGAUGCUAUAGAGUCAUUACUUGUCUUCUCCAUGCUGUACUGCCUUCCCCAUGACCUAUCUGUAUUGUAAGUGCUAAUUAUAGUGCCCCUUAAUCCCCUUCUCCCUCCUUCCCCACACACCCUUUCCAACCCGUUCCCUUUGGUAACCACUAGUCCCUUCUUGGAAUCUGUGAGUCUGCUGUUGUUUUGUUCCUUCAGUUUUGUUUGUUGUUAUACUCCACAAAUGAGGAAAAUCAUUUGGUUCUUAUCUUUCUCUGCCUGGCUCAUUCGACUGAGCAUAAUACCCUCUAGCUCUAUCCAUGUUGUUGAAAAUGGUAGGAUUUGUUUUCUUUUUAUGGCUGAAUAAUAUUCCAUUGUGUAUAUGUAUCACAUCCUCUUUAUCCAUUCAUCUGUUGAUGGAUACUUAGCUUACUUCCAUAUCUUGGCUAUUGUAAAUAGUACUGCAAUAAACAUAGGGGUGCACGUGUCUUUUGAAUCUGGGAUUUUGUUUUCUUCGGGUAAAUUCCUAGGAGUGGAAUUCCUGGAUCAAAUGGUAUUUCUGUUACUAGUUUUUUGAGGAACCACCAUACUGCUUUCCAUAAUGGUUGAACUAGUUUACAUUCCCACCAGCAGUGUACGGGGGUUCCCCUUUCUCCGCAUCCUCACCAGCAUUUGUUUUCUCCUGUCUUUUGGAUGUUGGCCAUCUUACCUGGUGUUAGGUGACAUCUCAUUGUGGUUUUAAUUUGUAUUUCCCUGAUAUGCAAUGUGGAGCAUCUCUUCAUGUGGCUGUUGGCCAUUUGAAUUUCUUCUUUGGAGAAGUGUCUGUUUGGAUCCUCAGCCCAUUUUUUAAUUGGGUUAUUUGUGUUUUGGGUGUUGAGGCCUGUGAGUUCUUUAUGUAUUUGGGAUGUUAACCCCUUGUCAGAUAAGUCAUUUAUGAAUAUAUUCUCCCAUACUGUAGGAUGCCUUUUUGUUCUGCUGAUGGUGUCCUUUGCUGUACAGAAGCUUUUUAGUUUGAUAUAAUCCCAUUUGUUCAUUUUUGCUUUUGUUUCCCUUGCCUGAGGGGAUGUGUUUCAGGAAAAAGUUGCUUGUGUUUCUAUUCAAGAGAUUUUUGCCUCUGUUUUCUUCUAUGAGUUACAGUUUCAUGACUUACAUUCAGGUCUUUGAUCCAUUUUUAGUUUACUUUUGUGUAUGGAGUUAGACAAUCCAGUUUCAUUCUCUUACAUGUAGCUGUCCAGUUUUGCCAACACCAUUUGUUGAAGCAGUUGUCAUUUCCCCAUUGUAUAUCCAUGGCUCCAUUAUCAUAUAUUAAUUGGCUUUAUAUAUGUGUGUUUAUAUCAGGGCUCUCUAUUCUGUUCCAUUGAUCUAUGGGUCUGUUUGUGUGCCAGUACCAAAUUGCCUUGAUUACUGUGGCUUUGUAGAAGAGUUUGAAGUUAGGGAGUGUAAUUCCCCCAGCUUUAUUCUUUCUUCUCAGAAUUGCUUUGGCUAUCUGAAGUCUCCCUCUAUCUUAAAAGGAUUAUUCUUUUCUGAAAAAAAAAAAAGCUUAUAGGUUGACUUUGCUUUUUUCAAAAGCAUAAUUAUCUUUAGUUUCUGUAAGUAGGUAAAAAUGUGCUAUGUUCCAAACUAAGCUCCAAAA